UACUUUUGAGAAUAAUGAAUUAAACUUUCUGUAGAGAGAACUCCAGAAAUUAAUUCCCUUGAAAGUCAAAGCUAGAGAAUCCCAAAGGAUCUCCUCUAGCCACCUUCCAUUCACAUCAUCCAUUCUCUCAUUUUCCAAAUCAGAUUUUCAUUCCCGUCCACCACGCUCGCCCAAUCCUUUACUUCUGCGUGGCUUGCGUCAUCCGUCACGUUUACAUUUCUGCCACGUGAGCCUGUCCCUGGAAGCUCCAACGCUAGCUCAUCAUUUUUCUCUCUCAAUCAUUCGAGAGAACAAAUCAUCAUUCUCGCGUUCGUCUUCCUUCCAGCGCUUCUCCUCCAGCAACCAUUUUCCUCACAGAUCCACCCUCACAGAUCAUCACGUAAGUCAUCUCCAUCGAUCUAUAUCUCAGAUUUGCCUUAUCCUUGCCUUUUGAUACCUUCGCACCGAUUGAAACUUUGUUUGGUGCCCUGUCAUUUCUUCCACCAUCGUUCUUCGCUCAUUCACCGAUUCAAAUCAUGAUUUCUUUCCAUUUCAUCGAUUUAAUCGUUGCAUACUUCUUCUCUACCGAUUAAAUCCUUCCUUACCUUCAACCCUAGAGUUUUCUCCGAUUAAACCUCAACCUAGGGUUCUUCGUUCUUCUGCUUCUUUCCGCUGCGCAUUGAUGUCAAGGAUGUCUCGAGGAGUCCAAAUCUCUCAAGUUUCGUCUUCUCCUCGGAGCGUCAGCUAUCAAGUGGUAUUCAGAGCCUAGGUUAGGCGCGUCCGCUUGAGCUAAGUAUCUCGUUUCUCUCUGAUAUGAGUUACUCUUCGUUGAUUCUCAAAUUUUCUGUCUCGAUCUGUUCUCUGUUCUUGAGAUUCAAUCUGUGCGUUUGGUUUUUUUCAAAUUAUUCGUGUUGUUCAUUAUGAUUCCUUCUCUGUCUUGUGUUGAUUCAUGUGUUUUUGGUCUUGAUCUGUUCAUUAGGUUUCUGCUUGAGUCAUUUCUUGUAUGCUAACCUUGUUUUGGUUGUGUCUUUCAUCAUCUUAAUCGGUCCAAAUUUUGUUGAGUCAUUUUUCAUUGAUGAAUCAUAUUCUGUCAUGUUUACAGUCAUGUUUAAUUGCUUAAAAUGUCAUAAAUUUUGUGUUCAAAGCUGUGUUGAGUUUUUCCUGAGAUUCUGGAAUAUAUGAUCAGUGGCUAUACACCAUAUGAGCUAUGAUACAUUCAUUGUGAGCUCGGGUGCAUGCAAAAGUGACCGUAAUCUCAGAUUUAACGUACUGUUGAGGUGUAUUUUGAUUUGCGUUUAUUGUCAUGGUCAAUACAUAUUAUUUUGGUGAUAAAAUGCUUGAAUGAGUUCGUAUCAGGUGCACAUCACUUAAGCCAUGAAUUGCUGAAGCAAAUAGCUUGAUGGCACCUUGUUAAAACUCCAGCAGUAUCAAAUUGCAGUUGGCCGAUCUGCAUUGUCUUGUUUGAGUCUAAAUUUUGUUUUAAAAUCUGUUCUGGCAUAUAGAUCUUGCUGGAAAUCUUACAUUAAUUUCCUCGUGUCGUGUUCAAGUUUCCAAUUGCUGUUUUAAAGUCAUUUUCAUCAAUAAUUUGUCCUUUGACUCAAUGAAACUUAAAACUGGUGGUGUGGUUGACCUGUUUGAUUGCAUAAUUGGCUAUUGCAAGUUCAAUUUUCGAAUUACUAUGUUCUGCAUCCAAUUUUAAUGCAAAACAAGUUUGUUUUGAAGUUUUAAACAUGUUGAGAUAGUUAAUUCGAGUUAUAUCAGCCUUUGUGCGUUUUUCACCUUUGAAACCACCAUUUUAAGUCAAUUUUUUUUAUGAAGCAAGUAUAGUGCAGUACUGACAUUUUGAUUUGUGCAUUUAUGAUUCAGUUGGAUUGUAGUAAGAGCUAGGGUCUGUUGAAUGAAAUCAAAACAAGUCAAAAAGAAUAUCUAUACAAGUUUAGAAAGCGUUCAGACCUUGUGCAAUCCAACUAAGACAAGCUCCAAAUCAGAAACUGAAAACAUUAUCAGUUAUGAAUUAAUUUUGUUGGGGUAUUUCAUCAAACUUGUUUGUAAAAUUCAGUACUGGAGUCACUUAACUGUCUCUGAUCUAACUUGCUUGUUUUUCUUGCUUUCUUAAUCCCCUCUAGAGCAAUUCUUAGGUUCAUUUUUGAGUGCUUCCCUUCUUGAUAGUUUUGCUUCUUGUUUGUCUUUGUUGGUUAUCUAGUUUUGUCUGCAAUGCAUGUGAAAUCUAUUCUGCCAACUUUUAAUUGAAGCUUUUAAUUGCUUAUUUCAUCUGGUCUAGAGUUUCCUUAGUUAGAGUCUGCCCUGCUAUUUGAGUGGUUGUGCUGUUUGUCCAUCACUUUGCCUUAGCUAACCAUUUUCCUGAAUUGAGAAAUCUGAUUCCAAUCUGGUUUUUUUGGAUUUGAAAGAAGGUAAGUGUGAAUGGUAGCAUUCUAGGUGGUGGUGAUCCACAGGAUUCUCUGGCUUAGACUGAAAAUUUCAUUUGAGUGCCUUAAAAUGUUUUAAAGAGAAAUCUGGGUGCUGUGAGAUUAGCGGCUAUUGGCAUUUACAAGAGUUCAGUUUCAACUAACCAUUUGUUGAUUGUUCAUUGUGCAGGAAACGAAAAUGAGAUGAUCAGAGUGGAGAGUUGUGACUGUUUAAGAAGUUAUUGAAAUCAAUUUAGUUCAUAAACUGUUUGAUGAAGUCAAUGAGAUAUUAAAUGCUUGAAUGUUUAAACUGUGCUUGUGAUGCUAUUUGUGCUUGUGUGCAGAGCUGAUGUGAAUGAAUCAUUAGUUGAGCAGAAUAUUAUUGAAGAAACAGUAGCAGGAACACUUCAGUGUGGAUCUUGAAACAGGCUAGAAACAACCAUUCAAAUAGGGAAGUUGUCUAACUUACCUUUGUUGUGAAUUGCUAUUCUGUUUUAGCUUGUAAGUGAUGUAAGUGAUAAUAUUGAAUGAAUAUCCUGCUGAUUUUGGUUGAAAUUUAACUGUGCAGAAUACUUGGAACAGUUUGAGAGUUUAGUUUAAGCACUUCAUGUGGAAGCUUGAACUAAAGGGAGUUUAAUUGAACAGCAGCAUAAUUCUGAGUGGAAAGCUUGGAAAGCUUGUGCAGCCAAGAGAAAGGAUUGACCAGAAGCUAGAUUGCCCAAGUUAUCCAGCAACAAGAAAUUGAAGCAAUAGGAGUGUACGUAUUUUUGGCACAAGGACUGGCAUCCAAAAGUGGAUUGUAGCUGACCCAGACCAGACCGUGGCAGCUGUUUGAAUCUUUUGUAAAUUGUUUUCUUCAUUUUAUGUGUAAUAGGUUUUUGUGUUAGCUGUCUUUUAAUAUCAGUGUAAAAGGCCAUUCAAAGUCCAAGUGUCUUGGAAGAGUCCUUGGUGCUCUUUCAACUCUUGGCAAAACUUUUCUUGUUUGUGUUUAAUUCUUGUAUCUUACGUUUAGGGGUGAUUUAGGCUAAAAGGGAUUAAACUCUAAGCCUUGUCACAUUAGAGUCCGAAAAGUCUCGUCUUUUAGUGUUUAAUUGUUGUGAUUGUUUGUGAGUUGUGUUCUUUGAUUUUAAAAGUAAUUUUAGUUUAAAGGAUAACUAGUAGUAACCUAAGACAUUUCUGGCAAGGCAAGACUUGGUACUUAAGCAGUCUUCAUGACUCACCUCUCUUACCUGGGACUUGUCUAAGUGUGAAUCUUGUAAAUCUUUUACACUAGAAAAACUUUUAAAAACAAAGAUGUCUUGUUAUCCAUAUAGGUCUUCUAGGAAUUUUAAUUUUGAUAAGCAACUUAGUUACAAAGACAUCAAAAGAGCACAUGAUAAAGCUAGAAGGAAGUCUUGUUCAUUUUAUGAAUUUGAUAGGAUUGAAGAUGAUUUGUAUAAACAAGCUAGUGAAAGAAUUCCAUUAUUUGGUGAUGAUAUUGGUGCAUUAACAUACCUAGCUUGGGAAAAGGAAAUUGAUGACAUGCAUUCAUUCAUGGUGAGCAAAAGUAAAUCUGAAUCCUUCUAUUUUAGAGAUAGUGAAUCUUAUAUUCUUAGUCUUUACACUUCUAGUUUUAAAAAGCAUGCAAGAGAGUGGUGGGAUGAUAGGCAAUAUCAUGUUAAGAUAGGUAGAAAAUAUCCCAUUCAUGAUUGGAAUGAAUUGAAAGCUUGUAUGAAAAGAAAGUUUGUGCCUCGAGAAAUUGAAAGAAACUUAGAACUUAUGAGAGAACUUAUUAGAAAAGGUGAGUCAUUCAUUCAAAAUUUAAGUGGGUUCUCUCGUAGGGAAAGUGAGUUUCUAGAAAAACUGAAGAGGCUAUGGGAAGAGACAAGCAAAUAUAGAAUUGAGAGAUUAAAAAGAGAAAAACAAAAGCAAGAAGUAAGAGAGAAAAGAGAAAAAGAGAGAAGAGAAAAAGAAAGAAGAGAAAAAGAAAGAAGAGAAGAAGAGAAAAGAAGAGAGCAAGAGAGAAAAAAAGAAGAAGAAAACAAGAGAAGAAAAGAGGAAGAAAGAGAGAGAAGAGAUGAGGAAGAAAGAGAAAGAAGAGAAGAAGAGAAAAGAAGAGAGAAAGAGAGAAAAGAAGCACAAAGAAGAGAAAAGGAAGAAGUUGAAAGAAUAGAAAUGGAAGAAAAGAAAAAGCAACUAAGGGUCAUAUCUCCUCCUACCCUAGAAGCUAGAUUCUUAAGGGGAGGUUUUCUAUCCUCUCACUUUUCUCCAUUUAUAUUUGAAUUUUUCAAAUUUCACUUUUCUUUCAAAGACUUUGCUACUCCAUCUUUAAAAAUGUUAUCACUUUCAACACAUGCAAAGUCACAACUUAGGUUAUGGUUACCUUUAUGGUUACCAAUAACUCAAGAUACACAUAAAAUUGCAAAUGAAGAAAGGUUUCCUUGUUAUAUUAACAUUAAAAAUUUCAAAAUUAGGAAACCUUCUUUUACACAUAGUCUUUUAUAUAUAUUAUUGGGUCAAAGAAAACUAAUUAGAGAUAUGUUUGAUGUUUAUUGCAGAUGGAUAUUUGACCCAGGUGGAACCCUUGUGAAGCCAACGAAAAUAAGUCUUCAGAAGCACCAUCAGAUUUGA
This is a messenger RNA of Vigna angularis (adzuki bean), 4994 nucleotides long. RefSeq names its product stress response protein NST1-like. Lineage: Eukaryota; Viridiplantae; Streptophyta; Magnoliopsida; Fabales; Fabaceae. The record is from RefSeq and is a predicted model, not a curated record. The transcript is spliced from 2 exons. Bases 3678 to 4994 code for a protein of 438 amino acids.